ACCUAAACGUCUUCGUCCUCUCGUCGUCUCCCCUAAACCAUUCUCCAUCUAAAUUUUCCAUUGCCACAAAAUUUUGAACUGCACUUGUAAGAAGAAUUAAUGGAGGGGAAUCAUUCUGUGAAUGAACCAGAUUUGGGUAUACCUUCUUCUCAACGUUCAGUUCGUCAUAAAGAUGACACAGCGUGGAGGUAUAUAACAGAACGGACGUUGCAGAAUGGAAAGAAAACUUUGAUUUGUGACUUCUGUCAGAAAGAGAGCGGAGGUGGAGGUAUUAACAGAAUGAAACAACAUUUAGCUGGGGUAAGAGGAAACAUAGAUUCAUGUACUAAAGUUUCUGUAGAAGUUCAGUUUCAGAUGAAGCAAUCACUGAAGGAAAAUGAAGACAGAAAUAAGGAAAAGAGAGGAAUACCACUUGAUGAUAUAAACAUUGCUGCUGAUAUGAAUGCUGAUGGACAAGGCAUUCAUUCUCAGCCAUCUGUUACUCAAACCAAAAAGAGAAACAGAGGUGGAGACUUACAUGGGUUUUUUAAAACAGGUUUGAGUGAUCCUACUCAACCAAGUAUAAAGGCAUCUAUACAAAGCAAGGAAAAGGUGCAUGAUGCUGAUAUGGCUGUUGCUUUAUGGUUUUAUGAUGCGUGCAUUCUCAUGAACGCUGUGAACUCUCCAUUCUUUCAACCUAUGUUAAGCAAAGCUGCUAGUUUAGGACAUGGAUAUACUUGUCCUUCGUAUCAUGCUUUGAGCCUUGAGGGUUGGGUUAUUAAGAGAUGCAAAAAAACAUGUGUCUUUGAUUGUCGAAUCAUUUAGAAGCACUUGGGCUAGUACCGGCUGUACCUUGAUGGGAGAUGGAUGGAAAGACACUAGAAAAAGACCACUGAUCAAUUUCUUAGUGUACUGUCCAAAAGGAGUUACAUUUAUCAAGUCGGUUGAUGCAUCUGAUGUAUACACAAAUACAGAGAAUUUGUGUAAUUUAUUUGCUGAGAUGGUGGAAAUGGUUGGCUCUGAAAAUGUGGUUCAUUUAGUGACUGAUAAUGCUCCUAACUACAAGGCUUCAGGUAGAUUACUUGCGGAGAGAUACCCAAAUCUUUCUUGGUCUCCAUGUGCAGCUCAUUGCAUGAAUUUGAUAUUGGAGGAUGUGGGGAACAUGCCUAAUGUUAAAGAGUUAGUUUCUGCUGUCUCAAAGGUAACUAUCUUUGUCUACAAUCAUAAGUCAACUUUAAAUUUUUUGAGGAAGAGGCAAGGGUGGAGGGAAAUCAUUCGUCCAGGAGAAACCCGCUUUGCUACCACUUUUAUAGCCCUUCAGAGUGCAUACGCACAUAAAGAAGACUUACAAGCUUUGGUAGUAGAUCAAGAGUUCAGACAGUUUCUGAAAACAGAGAAAGCAAGAUAUGUCAAGGCUGUUAUUCUGGAUGAAAACAUGUGGGAGCAUUGUUUGUUGAUCGUAAGGAUUAUGGCUCCAAUGAUACGCUUGUUGCGUGUUUGUGAUACUGAUGAGAAGCCAUCACUGCCAUAUGUCUAUGAAGGAAUGUAUCGAGCACGUUUAGGCAUCAAGAAGAUAUUUGGGAAAAAGAAAGAAUUGUAUAAGCCUUACACAAGGAUCAUAAAGAACAGGUGGGAUAGAAUGUUGCGCCAAGAUCUUCAUGCUGCAGCUUACUUCUUCAAUCCAGCUUUCAUGUAUGAUCAAAAGAACUUUUCAAUAAAACCUGAGAUACUGAGAGCCAUGUUAACUUUGAUGGAAAAACAAAAAGGGUCUGACAGAACAAAGAUCUUUGAGGGGAUGACAAUGUAUAGAGAACGUGAGAAAAGCUUCUCACAUUCAUCAGCUUUAAGUUGUUUGAAAACCACUCGUCCUGAUGAGUGGUGGAAGUUCUUUGGAUAUGAUGUUCCUGUUUUGCAGAAGCUAGCAAUUCGAAUUCUUAGCCAAACUGCAUCAUCAUCGGGCUGUGAGCGUAAUUGGUCUGUGUUUGAAAGAAUUCACACAAAAAGGAGGAAUAGAUUGGAACAUCAAAGACUGGAUGAUCUUGUCUACGUUCAUUACAAUUUGCGUCUGCAAGAUAGGUUCUCAAAAAGAAAGAGGUCAUAUGAUCCGAUUGAUUAUGAGUCCAUUGAUAAAACUGAUUUCUGGGUAGUGGAAGAGAGUGGAGAAGCUGAACUAGAUUAUGAUGAAUUUGAGAACGCACUUAUUGAAGAAAACCCAAAAGAUGGAGAAGAUGCAACUUCUGAAACUUUGAACUUCAACGGUAUAUACGUCUUCUCUUAAACUAUAUGAUUUUUUUGGCUAUGAUGUCUAUUAUUUAACUCAUACAUUCUUCAUAUUUUUUUUAGAAGGUAACGAU
This is a messenger RNA of Raphanus sativus (radish), 2333 nucleotides long. RefSeq lists its product as uncharacterized. The record is from RefSeq and is a predicted model, not a curated record. Gene Ontology annotation, molecular function: protein dimerization activity. The transcript is spliced from 4 exons. The coding region runs from base 836 to 2257 and encodes 473 amino acids. NCBI's taxonomy places the organism in Eukaryota, Viridiplantae, Streptophyta, Magnoliopsida, Brassicales, Brassicaceae.